Molecule: messenger RNA, 1599 nt
Organism: Marchantia polymorpha subsp. ruderalis
Lineage: Eukaryota; Viridiplantae; Streptophyta; Marchantiopsida; Marchantiales; Marchantiaceae
Source: the annotation of a GenBank genome assembly
AUGGAGGAACGAGAGGGCAGCGCAGAAGAUGAGCUGAGUCGAUUCGAGUGCGACGUCAAAUCGUCCACUCACCUUUUGGCUGGCCGUGCUAAUAAAUUAGUUCCUUUCGGAUCAAGUCUCUUUCCUCCGGUCCGCAGCCGAAAGCGACACUGUCCAACGAGUCGCUGGAGCCUUGACCUGAGCACAGCGCAGCGCGAGCAUAUCCCUUCUUUUGCUCCUCGAUUUAUCUACUUUCUUUCUUGUGAUUUUGCGGAUUAUCCUGCAAAAAAAUCGCCCUAUUUCCGCCCUGUCGUGUACUGCUGUCACUAUCCUCUUGUUUUCGGGCAGCUACCUUUUAUCUCUUCCGUUCCGUACCCUUCUACAUCUUUACCUCCCUCUCCUCCUCCUGCUCCACCAUUCUCUCCUCGCUGUUCAAAUUUCAAUGCCAGAUGCAUAGGACGCGAUCUGAGCGAUCGUUGUGAGUUCGCAAUGAUCACCUCCCACCCCGGUGCCAUAUCACUUUGCAAAGAUCAUGAACAAAGCGAUCCCGGAGAAGGAAAUACUGUCGAUGGAUUGGAAGAGCUAAAGCCUUCCGGAUAUCGGAUAGAAGAUUCUCCACUCAUCAAGAAAAGGAGCCGAAGAGUCAAACGAUGGAACGCAAACGAACGGGACACUUGUGACAGAGAAAACCUGACCAUGUGACCGAGCCGAAGACUUUCAUCACCUUGGGAUAGGCAAUGGAAGAACUGAACCUGGUGGAUCAAGACCAGCCAAUCCUCCUAUGCUAUCGUGAUCAACAGAACGUGAGGACUGUUUAUUAUCAUCUUGUAUCCUUCCUAACUCGUACGACGACUGAGAUGGACUCCCUUUGAUGAGAACUUCAGCAAACUUCUUCGACAUGGGGAAGACCUCCACUCCAACAUAUCAGAAAUCAGCCUCAAAGGAUAGUGAGGAAAAACAUGUGACGAGAAGAUGGGUGGAGGAGCUGUAAAGAAGAUGGGAAGAUAAAAUUUGGCCUAGAUUUUUGGUACAUUUCGAGAGGACACAAUCGUGCAUAGUAUUUCAUGAUGGUAAAAAGGAGUCAGAGCUAGAGAUAACUCCCUUUCAAAGAGAUCCAGAUAAGACAUGAGGCAAAAAGCGCACUAUCACUGGAAUCCUCAUCCAAUAGCAGCUACACAAUAAGUGAGCCUUGCUGCUGCGACCAACACGAGCACGGUAAGAAUAAACUUUCCACAGGUUCAGAUAAUCUCUUGACAAGGGGGAAAAUGACUAGUCACCGUGGAGCCCAGGACAUGAUCGACCUGCGCCAUGACGCUUUAGGCCGAAACAGUAUGUUGAGCGUCGAAGGAUGACAUGAUGUUGACAUGGGAAGACACUGAGAGAAAUGGGGAACAAAAGACUAUCGAGUGAGUGUUCAAAAGCGAGUAGCGGCACCUUUGUGGAAAGUGCUGAACGAGUCUCAUGGCCCUUGGAUACUGGACUUACUCCCGUCCACUGUGAAAUGACUCCAUAGGCUCUACCGCACCGCAACAUCUGCUGUUCCUGGUUCCAGCCAUCGGCCAUUCAGCAGAAAUAUCUCGCUAUGAUGGAUCGGGUGAGCUCCGGAGUAUGGAUUCUGAG